Molecule: messenger RNA, 3106 nt
Organism: Bursaphelenchus okinawaensis
Lineage: Eukaryota; Metazoa; Nematoda; Chromadorea; Rhabditida; Aphelenchoididae
Source: the annotation of a GenBank genome assembly
AUGUAUGUGAAGCACGACUUGAACAAUAAUGAAGAGAAAGAACCUCUGCCAGUCUUGGCGGCUAAUAAGGUAAAAGUCUAGCUUUAAAUUGGCUAGAAGAAGGUCUGGCGUAAGUGGGGGUGUAAGGUUAAGUACAGUUUGACAAGGGUUAAGUAUGGUUUGGCAAGGUAGGGUAGGGUAGCAAAGAGUAAGGUAGAAUAAAGUAGAGUAGAAAAAAAUAGAAUAGAGUAGUAUAAAGUAAGAUAUUUAAGGUAAAGCCAAAAAGGAUAGAAUUAGGUAGAGUAAGGUAAGGCCAGGCUUUCCAAAAUGAUACCUAAACUUUGCAGCUUGACCUCAGUUUUCUCCUCCUAAAUUCAGCUUGUGGCGCUAUUGCAAAAAUAGCUAGUAAAUGCUCUGAGCGUGUUGUUGUCCUACCUUCAGAUGACCCGCUACUUAACAUUUCAGCUGUGGAAGCUGUUGAGAGAAUCAGAAACAAACGGGUAAGUCUUAUCACUUUACCUAAUAUUCCUUACCACGCCCAUCACAUACCCGUUCCAACAAUAUCCUACUCUACGCUGUCCUACCUUACAAGGAAAGUACCCUACCUGCCCCGCUCAGAAUCAGCUCAAAAUUUUUAUAUGAAUUCUUUGUACCACCAAUAGUACCCAUAAAAUAUUUUAACUCGCGCUCUUUGAGUUUUAAAUUUAAAUUAUUUGGGUUUCCCGCCAUUUUGGCAAAUUUGGCAUUGUGUUUCAAGCACUUUUUUCUACUUUCCAGGCAAGAUACGCUUACAAAUUUAAAAAUGUAGGAUUAUUUAAAGGUAUUCUACUAGUAUAUCAAAGAAAAAUAAUUAAAAGUCAAAAAAUGACAAAGUUACAAGCUUGAAACACAAUGCCAAAUUGGCGAGAAAUUCAAAAUGUCAUUAUUUAAUCUCGAUUUUCUCGAGAUUUCCUGGAAAGCGCGAUUUAGUACUUUGCUGAAGAUCUUAUAUUUACGUGAUCUUCCUAUAUAAGAAGUUUGAAGUUAAUCAGAGCGGGGCAGGUCGGGCACUUUCCUUUUUAGCCUAUUUUACUUUUUUCUGCCCUCUCAUGACUUAUCCUACCCUUUGUUGAACCUUAGAAACAGAAAGAAGCCGGACCAUCUUUCAGGUUUACUCUACCUACAAAUCAAAUUUUACUACCCUCUUGUACUAAUUUACAUUAUCAUUCCAGCUAAAAUCCUUUGACCUUCUCCAAGCCUACUUCAAACGUAUCCGUGAUGUGAACCCUUAUAUCAACGCAGUAACCGAAUUAUUCGAAUAUGAAGCGUUAGAAAAAGCAAAAGAAGUCGAUGAUUAUGUUGAGACGAUUCAUGGUAAUCCAAGUGAAGUUGAACGCCUCAAAAGUGACAAACCCUUAUUUGGAAUACCAAUAUCAUUGAAACAUGUAUUUGAUUACAAAGGACAUAGAAACAUCGGUGGACUAGAGUACAGACGAGAGCUUCCUGUGGCUAGUGAGAGCAGUGAACAUGUCAAACGGUAGGCUUUUCUACUGUAGCUUGCUUUAUCUUACCCUACCCGACUCUACCUUAACAUAGCUCACAAUAUCCAAACUUAUCAUACCCUACCCUACAGUACAGUACCCUACCUUACCGUACCAUAGCCUACUUUUCUAACACACUCCAUUUACAGAAUUCUAAACGCCGGAGGCAUCCCCAUAUGCUACACAAACGUGCCUUCUGGAGCCUGUUUCUUCGAAUCUGACAACACCGUCCACGGUCGAUGUUGUAAUCCAUUCGAUACGCGUUGUACUCCAGGUGGAUCUUCUGGAGGUGAAGGUGCUUUAAUCGCUUCCCAGGGCUCUUUAAUCGGUAUUGGAACAGAUUUGGGGGGCUCUAUUCGUGUACCAGCCAUGCUAUGUGGUAUAUAUGGGCACAAACCGGGUAGAACUAUACCAGAUGACACAUUAGUACCAUCUUCAGUUGGUAAUACCAUCUAUGAUGGGUUUUAUUCGGUUGGACCGCUAACUAGGUAUGCUGAAGAUUUGGCGCUGGUUUCUAAUGUAAGUUAUUCUAUAGGCUUUUACAUUACUGUGUAAAAAGUAGAUACCAUUUAACUUGCUGUAGUAAACUUAUCAAAAAAGCUCAAAACUUUUUGAAAAACACAAGUACCAAAAGACCAUGUUCAAUAUAAACCUUGCUUUAGGUACUGUUCCAAGAAGUUCUACCUCAACAAAUCCCCGAACCAACCCUAAAAGUCCUCUACUCCUUGGCCAAUGAUGAAAAACCUUAUCUCACAAUGACAAACCCAGUUAGAGCAACGCACGAAGACGCCAAGAGCUACAUCUCUCACUUGUACGGAGUUCCAGUACAACAAUUUGAUUUGAGCAAAAGUUUGAUGGAAUUUGUCAUAAUGCUAAAGGCAUGUGCUUUCGAAGCCGACAACUUGGCCAAUAUUCAUCAGCAUUUAAUGCCGGUAAGCUAUCUAUUUUUUGUUUGUAAGAAAAUGCCUUUUUUAUACAUAAUACCCAUUUCAGGACGAACACCCAAUAAGUUUGUUCAAAGAGUUUGCCAAGUCGUUUGUUGGAGCUUCCUCUAUAUCGCCAAUCACACUACCCUUGCUAUGCUCAUCCCGGAAUCGAUACCCAGAGUCAUUGAUUCAAGAAUCAUGUAGACAACUACAUAUUGUACGAGAUAGAGUUUACAAACAGUUGGAAGGUAAGGCAAAUAGUAAACUUCUACCCUACCUACCCUACUCUAUUCUACCUCAUCAUACCUUAUCUACAAUACGCCUACCCUACUCUAACUUUCCUUUCCUUAUCCUAUUUGAAAACUGAGAUAGCCUAUAUAAAAUCAGCCUAUCUUAUCACAUAUAACCACACAUCUUACAGGUGACGCCCUGCUAGUAUUUCCCUCAAUACCCGACUCUCAUUACUUCCAUUUGGGCUAUGGUAUCCUACCAUCACUAAACACAAUUCUCUACAACACCCUAGGUUUAUCAGCAAUGGCGGUGCCAAUGGGAAAAGACAAAGACGGUUAUCCAUUAUCAGUACAACUAGUUGGACAUCCCAGCUCUGACCAACUUUUAUUUUCUGUAGCUAAGAAGUUGGAAAAACAGUUUGGAGGCUGGGUUCAGCCGACUAAAAUAUGA